AAUUGCUCUUUUCCACUUCCGUCUAUAAAUUCAGGUUUCCUCUAACUUCCUCGGCAUUUCCGCCAGUUGAUCUUCGGCAAACCCCCGCGCAGAGGUGAGGUGAGAGAAGAGAGUUCGGCUGAAUCCGGGAAUCGAGUUUGGACGAGAUCGGAUCUUGCUUGGAACUCCGAAAUGGCGACAGCACCGCUCCCCGCGACCUCCAUCCUCCAAACAACUCCACAAAGACAACCAACGAGCGCAUUCAUCAAGGUUCCGACCUCCUUAUCCUCCAAAAGGAGCACAGCCAAAGCCUUCGGACUUUCAGCCAAGCCCACCUUCAGAACAUACGCAAUGGCCUCCUACAAGGUCAAAUUGAUCGGCCCAGACGGCGCAGAGUCUGAAUUUGAAGCACCCGACGACUGCUACAUCCUCGACUCUGCGGAAACUGCCGGAAUCGAUCUUCCCUACUCGUGCAGAGCCGGCGCCUGCUCCACCUGCGCCGGAAAACUGGCGACCGGAUCAGUCGACCAGUCGGAUGGAUCGUUCCUCGACGACAAGCAAAUGGAGGAAGGGUACCUUCUUACGUGCGUGUCGUACCCGACGUCGGACUGCGUCAUCCACACCCACAAGGAGACUGAUCUUUACUGAAAUAUAAGGUAAGAAGAGUGAGCAGAAGAGUAUUUUAGAAGACAAUUCCUAUGUUGUUUGGACAUGAAAUGGAGAUGGAAGGAACUGUGUUAUGGUCUUUUUUAGCUUCCUAUUUUCUUGAGUUUGUUUCUUCUCUGUUUUUUUGCUGAUUGUAAUAAGGGGUUGUCACUGUCGGCCAAAACCACAAAUACUGUCUGCUCCUCAAUUUGCUUCAGGUUUUAUGCUUCUUUGUGUUGAUGCAACAUGCCCGUGUUCCCUUUGAACACGGGCGUGUUCAUGUGUACGAGCAAAUGUUGCAGGCCGCAUGUCAAAGUUAUGCCAAUCUAAAAAAUUAUUGUUCAACUA
Molecule: messenger RNA, 972 nt
Organism: Andrographis paniculata
Lineage: Eukaryota; Viridiplantae; Streptophyta; Magnoliopsida; Lamiales; Acanthaceae
Exons: 2
Coding region: 172-627 (151 amino acids)
Biological process (GO): electron transport chain
Cellular component (GO): plastid
Molecular function (GO): 2 iron, 2 sulfur cluster binding; electron transfer activity
Source: RefSeq, a predicted model, not a curated record